CAGCAACUUUUCCUUUGGACAAGUUUUGAUAAAUCUCCCCCCAUGUCUUCCUAUUAUUGCAAAUGAAACAGGGGCCUAGAACCGAUGUUGCUCCUUAUGGCUUGUGUUAAGAUUGGAUUCUAUAUAGGGCCCUUUUAAAUGGGCAAACUUCCAGCUGUAAACAAGCACAGUGAUUUUAUUGGCCGCACAAAAGAUGUGAUCAGGACUCAAAGUUUCCAGCAGAACUCUACUCAAAUGUCAUUGGCUUGUCUUCUUCCACAUGGGCCCAGCUGUCCAAAAGAUGUAAGAAAUUGUGAUUCAUCAGACGUAUAUACAUUUAAAUGGGAAAGCCAUAAAGAACAGGAAGGUUUCUUCAACCUUCUUACCCACGUUCAGGGAGCAAGAAUAGAUGAGCAGCGAUGCAGCAUCCAGAUCGUCCACAGCAAAGGAGACCAAGACAGAAGGAACAGCACUCCAGUCACUCCACCUCCUGAGAUGAACCAUUUGAUGGAUAUGUUGGCGCAGUCACAAAGUCGUAGAUUGGACGAUCAGAGAGCAGAGUUCACCCAGUCUCCAUCGUUCCCAGACACUAUGCCCACUCGCAGGGUGUCCCAAGACAAUGGAGGCCUGAAGGAAGCUGAAGUUCCUAUCGUGCCCGAUGACUAUUUUAGCUUCAUCAAUCAAGUCCACAGUCGGCAUCUCGGAAAGCAUCUAAAAAAUCCCGGAGGACGAAAAUAGAAGUCCAAGAGGGGGACACCGAUACAUGUGACCCAAGAUGUGUGCCACAAAAAUGUCCCAUCGAUUCACUUUAAUUGGCGGGAUACCGAAAUUGGACAAAAUCUAAAAUCUAACCGGAACACCUAUGUCCGAGGAGCAGGACUAUUUUUAAAAAAAUUUUUAUUAUCAGCUAUAUU
This is a messenger RNA of Hyla sarda, 893 nucleotides long. It is a transcript of the gene PCP2, whose product is annotated as Purkinje cell protein 2. Lineage: Eukaryota; Metazoa; Chordata; Amphibia; Anura; Hylidae. Gene Ontology annotation, molecular function: guanyl-nucleotide exchange factor activity; protein binding. The coding region runs from base 139 to 717 and encodes 192 amino acids. The transcript is spliced from 5 exons. The record is from RefSeq and is a predicted model, not a curated record.